AAAGGGAUCAAGCCACACGUAGUUCAUAUUAGAAUAAGUGAGCUAGGCCGUCAUUGGAGGUAGGUCGGCAGGUAGUUGACGAGCCGGCAAAUGUGCGACGAGCUGGAUGAACCGUGGUAGAGAGACUUGGACAAACCGAGUUGUUUGCUGGUGUAGACGAGCUGGGCGACGAGAUAGGUGGACUAUGCAGUCAAUGGACGAACUGCCGCUAGGCGAGGAGGUAGAUGAGUUUUGCAGUCGAGGGAUGAGCUGAUAGCUAGACGAGGAGUUGGUCGAGCUGAGGAAGAGCUUGAAGACGAGCUGAGGAGCUUGAUGACGAGCUGAGGAGCUUGAGGACGAGCCGAGGAGCUUGAAGAGCUUAAAGGCGAUCUGAAGAGCUUGACGAAGAGGAGCGAGCUAACGAGCUUCUUGAGAAGGGCGAGACCCCAAUUCUUGAGAAGGGCGAGACCCCAAAUACAAUCAACAAUGUAUGCUUUUUUCCGUUUCUUGCGUUUUGGGUUUCUUUAUUUCUUAUCUCUAUUGAGACAAGUCUGUUGGCCCUUGAGACCCCAAUUCAUUGGUGUUUCUUAAACCGGAUAUGUAUAACUGUCUAAAACAAAAUUUAAAAUAGCCUAGUAAACCGAUGGUUAUGACUGUUACGGUUUCCGGUUAGUCUUAACCGACUCUUUCAAUUACAAAUCCAAUCUUCUCGUCGUCGUCGUCGUCUCUAUUUCUCUACCACCGUUGAUGUUAGGGUUUCGGCUGUAUUCUCACCGCUGCUGACGGAGACGGCCCGAAUCCGCAAUUUAAUCUUCGAGGUUCGAUUUUAGUGAAGAACAAGAUUCAAUAGUGAUAUGCAGAUCUCAUGUCUCCCAAUUUCGAUUCCUUCGAUCACUCCUCGAACCUCAAUUCCACUCUUACCAUCACUCUCCUCAAAUCCUCGCCGCAUUUUCAACCUCACUUCACUUCAGAGCCCAAAUCACUGUUUCUUCAAAAGAUUACAUAAAUCUCAGACUGGUUUCAGCAAUCCAGUUUUGGCUGCCAUGAGAAGAGAAGAAGAUGUUGAAGUCGAUGAUUCGUUUUAUAUGAGAAAGUGUGUGGAGCUAGCAAAAAGAGCAAUUGGGUGUACAAGUCCUAAUCCUAUGGUAGGUUGUGUCAUUGUCAAAGAUGGUGACAUUGUUGGCCAAGGGUUUCAUCCCAAAGCUGGUCAGCCUCAUGCUGAGGUGUUUGCUCUUAGAGAUGCUGGAGAGUUAGCUGAGAAUGCUACUGCUUAUGUUAGUUUGGAACCAUGUAAUCAUUACGGAAGAACACCGCCGUGUACAGAAGCAUUGAUUAAGGCUAAGGUGAGAAGAGUUGUUAUUGGGAUGGUUGAUCCGAAUCCAAUUGUUUUUUCUUCGGGUAUUAGUCGGUUGAAAGAUGCUGGAAUCGAUGUUACUGUGAGUGUUGAAGAAGAGUUAUGCAAGAAGAUGAAUGAGGGAUUCAUCCAUCGAAUGUUAACAGGGAAGCCUUUUCUCGCCCUCAGGUAUUCUAUGUCUGUCAAUGGUUGUUUGCUAGACAAGAUUGGGCAAGGGGCUUCGGAUAGUGGUGGAUACUACUCGAAGCUAUUGCAGGAAUAUGAUGCGAUAAUACUUUCUUCCUCGUUAUCGGAUGAACUCUCGAGCAUUUCUUCACAAGAAGCUAUUAAUGUUUCGAUCCAACCUAUUCAGAUCAUAGUAGCUAGCAAUGCACAACAGUCUCAUAUCCUUGCUUCUUCCCACACUGUGGAAGAAUCGGGUCCAAAAGUUGUAGUUUUCACCGCAAAGGAAUCGGUUGCAGAAUCCGGAAUCAGUAGUAGCGGGGUCGAAACCGUAGUAUUGGAAAAGAUAAACUUGGAUUCCAUUUUGGAUUAUUGUUACAACCGUGGACUAUGCAGUGUCUUGUUAGAUUUGAGGGGGAACGUCAAAGACCUUGAAGUUCUUCUGAGAGAUGGAUUUGAGCAGAAACUAUUGCAGAAAGUAAUUAUUGAGGUCUUGCCGGAAUGGAGCACAAAAGAUGAGAGACAGAUCGCGUCGAUGAAGUGGUUAGAAUCAAAGCAUGUGAAAGAUUUGCAGUCUAAGCAAUUAGGUGGAAGCGUUUUGCUAGAGGGCUAUUUUUGAUGUUUUCAUGUAUGAAUGAAUACAAGUCAUGAUAUUUACCUUUUUUAAAGCAUAGUAUUAUUAAGGUUUUACAGAUCCUAUUAUUAAUAGAUUGAUAACAGAUUUUUGAGAAAAUGUUGUAUUUUCAAAAGAAAAUAUUUUCACAUGUUGAGAAUCUGAUUCGACC
Molecule: messenger RNA, 2280 nt
Organism: Arabidopsis thaliana (thale cress)
Lineage: Eukaryota; Viridiplantae; Streptophyta; Magnoliopsida; Brassicales; Brassicaceae
Gene: PyrD
Product: Cytidine/deoxycytidylate deaminase family protein
Exons: 3
Coding region: 834-2114 (426 amino acids)
Biological process (GO): riboflavin biosynthetic process
Cellular component (GO): chloroplast
Molecular function (GO): zinc ion binding; diaminohydroxyphosphoribosylaminopyrimidine deaminase activity; hydrolase activity
Source: RefSeq, marked reviewed